Molecule: messenger RNA, 2292 nt
Organism: Didymella exigua CBS 183.55
Lineage: Eukaryota; Fungi; Ascomycota; Dothideomycetes; Pleosporales; Didymellaceae
Exons: 1
Source: RefSeq, a predicted model, not a curated record
AUGGGACGUGCCUACCGACAUGCGCUCUCUACGAGCUUAGUCCUCUCUGUUGUGGGUGCGCUGCCCGCUCCAGCUCCUCAACUGGGCGGAAGCGGUGGCAUUCUUGGUGCGGGUACUUCGAACGGCCUGCUCGGUACUGGCCUUGUCGCAGCCGCCCCAGCCCCAGUGGUUAAGCCUGCAGUUGCGCCCGUGGUUCAGCCUGUAGUUGCUCCCGUUGCUCCGUCUACGAACACAGGUACAGGUCUGCUCUCUGGAGCUGGAGCUGGACUUGGUAGCCUCCUUGGCGGUUUACCCAAUGUCCCGAUUGCGCCUCCUGCUGUCCAAGUACCGUCUACUCCGGCUGCUGAAGUCCCCUCCGCAAACACAGCAAAUAUACCCAUAGUCCCUACCGUUCAACAGCCGUCAGUCCCGAGCGCUAACACUGGACUGCUCGGAGACAUCCUUCCAAAUCUGAUCCCAACAGCGGGCACGCCCUCGGUCGGACAGCCCAUACCGAACGGGCCGAACUCCGGACUUGUAGACAGCCUCCUCCCUAUCACUGCACCGCUGGGAGGUACGUUGACAGGCCUCGGCAACGUUGUCGACGGCGCGACUUCUGGUUUGGGUGCCACGGUCGGAGGAAUCACAUCUGGACUCGGACAGACCGUAGGUAGCACAGCUGAUGCUCUCGGCAGCACCAUUGGUGAUGCUGGAUCAGGUCUCGGUGGAGCUCUUGGCGGAGCCGUUGGAGGUGUAGGUGACGCUGUAGGCGGUGCUCUCGACACCCUCGGACAAACUGAGGGCGUUCUUGGAUCUGGUGUCGGUGGUGUAAGUGGCGGUAUCCUGGGAGCAGUCGAUAACAUCGCAUUCGGUCCUGACGGCGUCCCUUCCGUGCCCGGCAGUCUUCCGUCUACACCUUCCGUCGGACUCCCAAAUCUUGGACUGCCAGACGCAGGCGGAAUCGGAGGGGCCUUGCCCAGCCUCAAUCUCCCUGAUCUAGCGGGCGCCGUGCCCAACAUUGGAGGCGUUUUGCCUGAUCUCACGGGAGCUCUACCAAACUUGAUUGGACCUGGUACUGGCGAUCUUGCAGGUGCUUUACCAAGCCUUGACGGAGUCCUGCCGAACCUCAACUUGCCUGAUGCAGGUGGCCUCGUCGGUGCUCUGCCUGAUCUCACAGGAGGGUUGCCCAACCUCGACCUUCCUCUGCCUGGCCUUGGUAGUGGCAACCCUCUCCCUUCUCUACCUGGAGCAGAUGGGCUCAGCAACAUCCUGCCAACACUCCCUCUUCCUGGCCUCGAUAAUCUUGGAAACGUAUUGCCUUCCUUACCGCUGCCCGGUGUUGAUGGAGUCCCUAGUGGUCUUGAUGGGCUCGGCAAUGUGAUCCCUGGUAUCUUGGACAACCUCCCAACAGGAGACAUCCUGCCAACACUCCCUCUCCCUGGUCUCGACAAUCUCGGAAAUGCAUUGCCUUCGCUACCGCUACCAGGUGCUGAUGGAGUCACUGGUGUUCUUAAUGGGCUAGGCAACGUGAUCCCUAACAUCUUGGACAACCUCCCAAAUGGAGAUCUCGCAAACGGUGGAUUAACUGCUGUAGGUGGUCUGCCAAAUGUAGGUGGGGUUGUUCCUGGACUAGGCGACGAUACUGGCAACUUCGGCAAUCUCAUUCCCGAUGUAAUCAACGGCAACAUUGGAGACAUCAUACCCGAUGUUGUUGGUAGUCUUCCUACCGCACCUGGAGGCUUGCCAAAUCUUGGUGGUGUCGUUCCCAACCUUUCGGAUGUCGGCGACCUAGGUAAUAUCAUCCCUAAUGCCCCUUCAAUCGUGGACCCUCUCACCGACCUCGCAAACGGCGUCGGGGACAUUCUCGACAACGCUGGCAACACAGUCGGCGGAGUGAUCAACGAUGUCCUUCCUGGAGCUGUUCCCGGUGCUGGGACGAGCAACCCCAUUACAGAUAUCACUCAAGGCUUGGGUAAUACUGUGGGUGAUGUUGGCAACACCGCAGGACAGGUGAUCAGUGAGCUCCUUCCAGGUGUACCAAAUGCUCAGCAACCAGACACCCCUCAGCUGCCUGGUGAUACGCCGAAUACACCUUCGACGGACCUCCCAUCGACUCCAGAUGUUGGCACCAUAUCCCCGCCUAUUGAUACCCCGCCAAUUGGCGUUCCUGAUCUCGGUAUUUCGAACGCACCCGGCGCUGGAGUGCCUCCUGUUCAGCUACCGGACUUACCGCAAGUACCUGACCUUGGAGUACCUCCUGUUCAGCUACCAGACCUACCGCAAGCACCUGACCUUGGAGUGCCUCCUGUGGAG